AGUAGCUUUUCUAGCUGUUUAGUAGCAGAAAACAAAUAGAAGAAUACAGAGAGAGAGAAACCAACUAGUACCCACUAUAAAUACAUGCUGGUUGGUGCAACCCAUUUGCCUUCACAAACAAGGCCAUAAGCCUAAUAACUGAACAAAAGGUCUAAGCCUAACUGAUGCCGCCAAGGAGUAAACAAGAACUAGCACACAUGGGCACAUCUGAGCAACCAUGCACGAGCACGCCCAACUCGUUCACCACCACCUCCUCCUCCUAUGUCACCUCCCAGCAGAUUCAUCAUCUGCCACAGCACGACUCCGUGGUCUGCACCGAACCGGGGCUGGGCUUCCCCUACUACUAUGUCACUGACCGUCAGCAGGACGCAGCGUUCGACGGCGACGAGGUAGAGCUCGGCUUCCAGGCUUCCAAGGCCACCAGGGUCGACUACUACAGCUCGCCUUACCAGCUGUCAUGGCCGCUGGCUCGCGCCGCGGCCGCCGAGUCGUCGCGCGUCAGGAAGAAGAGGUUCUGGGACGUUCUCGAGAGCUGCAAGCAGAAGGUCGAGGCCAUGGAGGCCAUGGAGUCGCCGCUGGUGGCGUUCCAGGAAGCCGAGGACGGGGGCGCCGUAGUAGGGGAUGGCGGCGGCGGCGGCGGCGGCCGAGGGAGCGGGGGCGGCGCGGACGGGAUGCGGCUCGUGCAGCUGCUGGUCGCGUGCGCCGAGGCCGUGGCGUGCCGCGACCGCGCGCAGGCCGCGGCGCUGCUGCGGGAGCUCCAGGCCGGCGCGCCCGUGCACGGCACGGCGUUCCAGCGCGUCGCGUCCUGCUUCGUGCAGGGCCUGGCGGACCGCCUGGCGCUGGCUCACCCGCCGGCGCUGGGCCCGGCCAGCAUGGCGUUCUGCAUCCCGCCGUCGUGCGCGGGCCGCGACGGCGGCGCGCGCGCCGAGGCGCUCGCGCUGGCCUACGACCUGUGCCCGUACCUGCGCUUCGCGCACUUCGUGGCCAACGCCUCCAUCCUGGAGGCCUUCGAGGGGGAGACCAACGUCCACGUGCUGGACCUGGGCAUGACGCUGGGCCUGGACCGCGCCCACCAGUGGCGCGCCCUCCUCGACGGCCUCGCCGCCCGCGCGGGCGCCGCCGCCAGGCCGGCGCGCGUGCGCGUCACCGCCGUCGGCGCCCCUGCGGACGCCAUGAGAGCCGUCGGCCGGGAGCUCCUGGCGUACGCGGAGGGGCUCGGGAUGUGCCUCGAGUUCAGGGCGGUCGACCGCAGCCUCGAGAGCCUGCACAUCGACGACCUCGGGAUCGCCGCUGACGAGGCCGUGGCCAUCAACAGCGUCCUGGAGCUGCACUGCGUGGUGAAGGAGAGCCGCGGGGCGCUCAACUCCGUGCUCCAGACCAUCCGCAAGUUGUCGCCCAAGGCGUUCGUCCUCGUCGAGCAGGACGCCGGCCACAACGGGCCCUUCUUCCUGGGCCGGUUCAUGGAGGCGCUCCACUACUACGCGGCCGUGUUCGACGCGCUGGACGCGGCGCUCCCGCGCUACGACGCGCGCCGCGCGCGCGUGGAGCAGUUCCACUUUGGCGCGGAGAUCCGGAACGUGGUCGGCUGCGAGGGCGCGGCGCGCGUGGAGCGGCACGAGCGCGCUGACCAGUGGCGCCGCCGCAUGAGCCGCGCCGGGUUCCAGUCCAUGCCGAUCAGGAUGGCGGCCAGGGCGCGGGAGUGGCUGGAGGAGAACGCCGGCGGCGGCGGGUACACGGUUGCUGAGGAGAAGGGAUGCCUCGUCCUCGGCUGGAAGGGCAAGCCCGUCAUUGCCGCCUCCUGCUGGAAGUGCUAGUCUGCUGCGCUCGCCACGUUCCGCUGCGCCGGCAGACGGAGAGGUAUACGUAUACCACCCAAUACCGUGGUUGUCUGGCAUGCACGCAUAUUCAUACGGUACUGCCACUAUAUGCUGGCCAUAGAUAGCAUACACACGGUGGAGGGUAGAUGAAUAAAGAGCUCAAAGCUUAGAGAUGAGCUCGCGCAUGCUUCUAGUUGCUCAAGCUGUUAUAUGUGCUUGAAAACACUUGUAUAAUAAGGCCCUCACGUAGUGCUUGGUUGAGUUGUUUGACAAAUUGUGUAGGUCUGUUAACCAAUCUAACAGCAUGAGAAGGUUUCGAUUUCUUGUUGUAUC
Molecule: messenger RNA, 2150 nt
Organism: Zea mays
Lineage: Eukaryota; Viridiplantae; Streptophyta; Magnoliopsida; Poales; Poaceae
Product: GRAS family protein RAD1
Exons: 1
Coding region: 165-1814 (549 amino acids)
Source: RefSeq, a predicted model, not a curated record